Molecule: messenger RNA, 651 nt
Organism: Ramularia collo-cygni
Lineage: Eukaryota; Fungi; Ascomycota; Dothideomycetes; Mycosphaerellales; Mycosphaerellaceae
Exons: 1
Coding region: 1-651 (216 amino acids)
Biological process (GO): vacuolar proton-transporting V-type ATPase complex assembly
Cellular component (GO): Vma12-Vma22 assembly complex; extrinsic component of endoplasmic reticulum membrane
Source: RefSeq, a predicted model, not a curated record
AUGACGGAUCUGGAAUCCAUCACUUCCUUACACCAACAGUUGGACACGCUAUGGAUCCGCUACUUGGAUCUCUUGGAGCAGUACACUCAAGCACAAGACACCAUCAGAAAAGCCCUCGGGCAGGGUUUCUUGUCCUUGGCUCAGGCAAACUUCACAUCUUCGGGCAGACGAUAUGGCCAGGACUACUACGAUGAACGUGCUGUGGCCAGCUCCAGAGUCCAAGUGUCAGAUGACUCGGGAGACUCUCUAAGUGUGGAGAUAGUCACCGUCAUGCAAGAAGUAAUGAAGUCGCCGUCUGCAAGCCUUCCGACUCCAGAGCCGGAAGAUGGAGCACAUGAUCCGGAUUGGAAGACGGAACCAACUCAGCUUCCAACUCCCGAGCCUGAAAAUUCUCAUGAGCGUGUAGAAAGAAAAUCAGAAGAGGAGCACCCACGACUGCCUACAGACCCUCUUCGCCAAUUUGGUAUCCUCAUCCCGUCAGCUCUGCGCUCCGCUCAGAAGUCUUUCUCCAAGGCCGUUCAGGACGGCGGUGCCCUCGUCAAGGCAAUAAAUUCUGCCAGAGAAAUGCGUGAGGUUGAGGUCGAGAUCCGUAAGGCUAGGAAAGUGCUGAAGCGGGCGGAGAGAGAUGCUGGAGGUAUCGCUGAAAAAUGA